Bactrocera neohumeralis is the source of this 8716-nucleotide messenger RNA. It is a transcript of the gene nAChRalpha7, whose product is annotated as neuronal acetylcholine receptor subunit alpha-7. Bases 53 to 1387 code for a protein of 444 amino acids. NCBI's taxonomy places the organism in Eukaryota, Metazoa, Arthropoda, Insecta, Diptera, Tephritidae. Gene Ontology annotation, molecular function: acetylcholine-gated monoatomic cation-selective channel activity; transmembrane signaling receptor activity. The record is from RefSeq and is a predicted model, not a curated record. The transcript is spliced from 12 exons. Gene Ontology annotation, cellular component: synapse; neuron projection; postsynaptic membrane. Gene Ontology annotation, biological process: nervous system process; regulation of membrane potential; signal transduction.
GAAGAAUCAAUUGCUCAUAACAAAUAUUUGGCUCAAAUUGGAAUGGAAUGAUAUGAACCUGCGCUGGAACUCAAGCGAGUAUGGCGGUGUACGAGAUCUACGCAUUCCACCACACAGACUUUGGAAACCGGAUGUACUCAUGUACAACAGCGCCGAUGAGGGUUUCGACGGCACCUACGCCACCAAUGUUGUGGUCCGAAAUAACGGCUCAUGCCUGUACGUGCCGCCCGGCAUUUUUAAGUCCACCUGUAAAAUCGACAUCACAUGGUUCCCAUUCGACGAUCAGCGCUGUGAAAUGAAAUUCGGCUCUUGGACAUAUGAUGGCUUUCAGCUGGAUUUGCAAUUGCAGGAUGAAGCCGGCGGUGACAUCUCAAGUUUCAUAACGAAUGGCGAAUGGGACUUGCUAGGCGUGCCCGGUAAACGAAAUGAAAUCUACUAUAAUUGCUGCCCAGAACCUUAUAUUGACAUAACGUUCGCCAUUUUAAUACGACGGAAAACUUUGUACUAUUUUUUUAACUUAAUUGUGCCGUGCGUACUGAUAGCCUCAAUGGCACUGCUAGGGUUCACACUGCCCCCCGAUUCUGGUGAGAAGCUCUCGCUCGGAGUUACAAUUCUACUAUCGCUAACAGUCUUCCUCAAUAUGGUGGCCGAAACGAUGCCAGCGACCUCAGAUGCAGUGCCGCUCCUAGGAACUUAUUUCAAUUGCAUUAUGUUUAUGGUGGCCUCAUCAGUUGUGUCAACCAUACUUAUCCUCAAUUAUCAUCAUAGAAAUCCAGAUACGCAUGAAAUGAGUGAAUGGAUAAGAGUAAUAUUCCUUUAUUGGUUACCUUGCAUAUUGCGGAUGCAAAGGCCGGGACAGGUCGGCUAUGAGUGCCCACCGCCGCCGUCGUCAUCGAGCUCCUCCAAUGCCGGCGAUAAAAAGCACCAGAUGCAGAAUGUCGAACUGAAAGAAAGAUCAUCGAAAUCAUUACUCGCCAAUGUUCUGGACAUCGACGACGACUUCCGUUGUAACCAUCGCUGCGCCAGCGCCACGUUGCCCCAUCAGCCGACUUACUAUCGCGCCAUGUAUAGGCAAGGCGAUGACGGCAGCGUCGGUCCGGUGGGUCCCGUCGGCCCUGUCGGCCCGGUGGGCGAUGCGCGGAUGCACGAAGCCAUGUCGCACACCUGCCUCAGCUCAUCUGCCGAGUAUGAAUUGGCGCUUAUCCUGAAAGAACUGCGAUGGAUCACAGAUCAGCUGAAGAAAGAGGACGAAACGGGCGACGUAACGCGCGACUGGAAAUUCGCAGCGAUGGUAGUUGAUCGCUUGUGCCUUAUAAUUUUCACGCUGUUUACAAUAAUUGCCACUUUGGCGGUACUCUUCUCUGCGCCACAUUUCAUUUUCCCAUAAUUUGUGUCAAUGUCUAAAGUCAGGCAACUACAAAAACAAUAUUUGGUGCAGGCGAUAACGCAGAAAGCUACGAUUACAAUCAAGAAACUUUUAUUCGUCGUUUUUGUGUUUCAAUAGCAAAUGUCACCAGAGCGAUUUUCAACCUCGAACUAUGGAAGGAAAACAAAAACAAAACAACACAUGUAGCAAAAAAUGCAAAUAACAAAAACAAAAUGUGCCUCAGUCAACGAAAGAAAAAUUGUAAUUUUAUGCCGAAGUUGUAAAAAUUUUAGGUUUUUACGCAGUAAAUGAUAAGAGUAAAACGACAACACCCGUUACAAAUGUUAAUAGACUCUUGAAUUUUCUCCAACUAGUUUUGAUCCGUGAACCAAACACACAACAGUACAAUUUCAAUGAACUUCAAUUACCGCUAUUUCGCCACCAAACACCUAACAGUACGAUUAUAAUAAAGUGUUGGCUUCAUUUACCUCUAAAUCGCUUAACACCACAUCGAUGACUCGUUCUAAAUGGAUUCGGGAUUGAGAAAUUUUAUAAUUAUUCAAUUAUUGCUGCUUCUUGAGGCGCCCUAGAAGGUGCAGAAUUUUACUUGCCCACUUUUAAACAAUCUUUCUACAUAUUUGAUCAAACAUCGACAAAUAUUGGGGCUUUAUAGAGAACUAAAAGCACUUAAAUAUAUAGGCUCGCAUACUCUCAGCCAUGUUACAUCAUAUACUAUAUUAGUUUGCGAAUGAACUAAAUGGGUUGAGCGACAAAGGAGCACUCAGUGCUGAGGUGUUUGGUUCACACUCUGUUUUUUUUUCCUCUCUAAUUUCAUAGCUAUUUUUUGGUUGAACUAAGUUGAAUUGGAUAUAAGGAAAAAGGCAAUAAUUAAAAGUGAAUAAGAGUUCGCUGUGAUAAGUAAAAAAAUGCUGGAGUAAAAAUGUGAAUGAGGAAUUUAAUUCGCAUGUAGAAAAUGUCAAAAGUACACUGUAAGGUAUGUGUGUCUAACUCUAAUUAUAAAGCUAACUCGAAGUCGAUAAGCUGAGUACCAGGCAAGUGACAGCUAAGAGGCUUAUCAGUCAGUUGAUUGUCAAAUAGUGCGGAAACACUGUGUUUCGACGAUAUUCGCUUUUAUUAACCGAUUUCGAGUGGCUUAUACUUGGAAAUAUCACUUGACAUAUGAGCAUAGAGAAUGUGAUAAAUGAAAACGAAAGCAAAAUGUGAAUUAAGCGUUAAUAACUGUAUAUGUGGAAAAGAGUUGUGAAAAUUGCAAAGGCAUUUGCAGUCAUAAUUCUAACUAUGAUACAAACAAACAUACAAAAAAGAUUCUAAGUAUCAGCAAAUCUAGUAAAGUGCUUCAUAACUAUAUAGGCUAUAGAUUUACGAGUCUGUGCAAUUAACAUUACACUCAUACAAUACUUACUUCCGCGCGACUGCAGCAGUCGAAGUACUCACAUUUCUCCGCACUCUCUUUCAAGAGAUCGCUCAACUCAUUCUCUAACCGAACUCAAAUUGCCGACGUCGUAGGCAAAAGAGAGCAAUCUGCGAAAAUUCAAAUAUCUAUUGUACUUAAUAUCGAGAAAGUAUAAAGUUAACUAUUUUAUAAAGUAGAAAAUGGUAUAAGGAUAUUACCUAAGUACUUGUUAACGAGAAUAAUGCUCCAUAUACAUACAAUACAUACAAUACAAUAACAAAGAGAACACAAAUAAUAAUUUAAAAAAUAAAAGAGAAAACGAAAACAAAAGCAAAAAGCAAAAACCAAAAAAUAGAAAAUAAUAAUAAAAAGUUGAAAAUAAAAGCAACACUUACAUUUGAAACAUGCAAUCUAAUUAGGAGAUAUACUUAAGUCUAAGACACAAUUACGGUUGAUGCAUUACAUAGCAAUAAGUCGUUGAAUUACAUGCGUAGCCAAUUGUAUAUUACAAACGUUUUGAUGCAAUUUAAACAGCAAAAAGUUAACAAAUUUCGUGCGUAGACUCUACCCUCUAAGAUAUAUUAUAGAACACAGCGAGUAAAACAUGAUGAUCUAAGUCUAAAAAUGCAUGACAAUGCGCUAAAAGUCUUCAAUUAAAGCAAUCAUAACGAAAAUCGCAAUAGAAUUACAGAUAUAUGUGUAUGUAUGACUAUAUAGUGUACGCACUUUGAAUUUGGUUGCCAAUAAUACUCUGCGAUAAGCGAUUUUUUAGGUUAUUAAAUCGACGCUAGACACACAUCGGCUUAUUAAUAGUGAGAGAGACACUGUGGCUAGAAACAAAUUGAGAGUUUCGAGACGCAGAACACAGAAAGCAAGAGCAAUGUCUGUAUAGAUUAUUGUAUACCCAGAACCUGCAGUAUGCUUCCAAAAAGACCUCUCAGCUUCGCUUUUUUUGCUCGCUAUUUAACAAGCUCUGAGCACUUCAGUAAUACAUAUGUAGUCAGGAGUAUUUUGACAGCAUAAUUUUGCCUUCCCGCGCAACUGUAGCGCAGAUAAUACAUAAAUUUGAAUUAAACCAACAACUAUGGCCUAGAAACGUAGGCAUACAUACACACAUAUUUGUAUGGCAACAUUCUUGCAUUUGCAUUGGCAAACGAUAAACAAUAAAAUUUCUAUUCACUGAACGUUAGCAUAGUUAUAGGCGCAGCAACCAUUUAUCUACCAUACGCAUACUCACAAAUAUAGUUACGAAUAUAUACAUAUAUACAUAUUUAUAUAAAUAGCGAAUUGGAAAUUAUUUGUGUCACAUUGACAUGCUUUUGUAUCGACAAACAAAUAGCCAAAUACAUACGUACAUACCGUACAUAAAGUUAGUGUUACAAAACAUACGUACAUACCUACAUAGUAUAUAACGGUACAUCCAUAUGCAGCAAAUUAGAGAAGCAACAAGAGCGCUAGGACUAUAAAAUAUGAGCAGAAACUUUAGAUAUAUGCAUACAUUAACAAAUAUUACUUGGCAAGUCGCAGUCAAUAGAUAAAUUCAACAGUUUUAGCAUGAUGCACACAUGUGCAUCUCCAUAACCGACACAGCAACGCAAACAUAUGUGGGCGCUUCGAUUGAGUGAAGACUCCACGUUGAAGCGGAGCUUUAGUUUAGACCAGCGCGGUUAUUUUUAUUACAAUUAGACGAAGAGACAAUUAGCUAGUAAAUCGAAAAUAUUCAAUCACGAACACAUUUGUACAUACACACACACACACACGCUUGCACAGAGUGGCUUCGUCAUCGCUAACUGCUGAAGCUCUUCGCAGCGAUCCACCGCCGCCUGCAACACUUCCGCGGCUAUGAGUUUGUAAAUACCCCCGCAACCCACGCGAGUUCCCCGCCCCUUCCAUGCACACACACACACAACUGCACAGCAACAGACACCUACAUUUAUAAACGUACAUAGUAUAUAUAGAUUUGAAGAACACAAUGACAAACCGGCAAAAUUGCACGCGAAAGUGCAAGCAAAUAUGGAAAUUUGAAUGCGAGAAAACAAUGGUCUUCCUUAAAAUUAAAUUGUAACAUAGGCAAAAGUAAGCGCAUAAUACGCAAUCAAAACCAAAUAUAGACAUACAUACGUACGUUAUGCGCGUAGUUAAGUAAUACAUACAUAGACGUAAGCAGCAAAACGUAGAAACUCGUUUAGAGUUUCAAUUUCAGUUGAUAAGUUUCAUUAAAUUAGGUGAAAGAGCGAUAUGGAAUAGAACAUUCGACAACCUUACUAUAUUUUGCUAGACACCCGAUUGACGCUGUUAUUGAACAACCCUAGCAUGGUAUGACCUCCACACUUUCUCAUACACACCCCGUCGGAAGAAACGCGGCUACAAUGUGGGAAUCUCGUGAAAUGCGCAGAAAAGAAAGAUUUUGGGUUCCACGCUCAGGGUACAAGGUACACAGUUAGGCAUGAUUAUAGCUACCAAAAUUAUUUAUUAGGAAAGGUCUAGAGCCAUUUUAAAUGAAGACAACUUUCUAUCAAAUUUUUGGACAUUUGAUACUAAAAUGAUUUAAUUUUGGCAAUGAGACUAAAUUCCUGCUUCCGAGCGGCUACUAAGGCUAAUAAAUGCGCAAAUACCGGGCUGGGCGAAUGACAUGACGAAGAGGGUUGCCCCUUAACUUGUUCGCUUUUUGCUAAGUGUAGAGCUAGAACAUAGAACAUAGAAUUUGGAAGUCACUUACUUAAAAGAUUAAAAUACAAUAAUCUAUAAAAGUUUCACAUAUAAAAUAUGAAAUAGGAUAAAAAAUAGGAAGAAAAAAUGCCAGAAAUUAUAAAAACGCCCUUCCUUUAUUGGACGGUGCGAAUUGGCUGCGUAGAUGCAUAGGUGCCCACUUAUCUACACUUUCUGCAUGAAACGUCGUUACUUAUGCCAAUCGGGCUCGCAUAUGAUCCCAGUAGACUGCGAGCUGUCAAGAGCCGAGCAACCUAUCAAGAGGCCAACAGUCGUCUCGGGUCGGGUCGCCUGAAAUCUGGAUCCAACUCCCUUAGACAUUUUUGAACCUUCUAUCAUAUACUCCUUCUUUUAGUUUGACCUAGUACUGUCGACUAGAUGUAUCCGCUCUAACGAUUUUCUAUUUGAACUUUAGCUUACAGCCUUCCCCACCACACCUAAGCACCGUAAAGCAAAUUUGACUUGGCUACCGCCAUGUCACCACAAUACAUAAGGCCAGAUGAUAGACUCCAUCUAGACCAUAGCAUCUUCUUACAUGCAUAGAGGACUCCACUGGCAUUUAAAACUCCCUACCCCACGUUGAGUCUUCAUUUUGUUUCAUCAAAUAAGUAAAAAUUUCAAAAUUGCAUGACUUUCCUUACGAAAUUUUAGUUAAUAUUUUUACACUCCUCACUCUCUCCCUGUAUGGGAAUCUGAAUUGUCUUGUAUAGAAAAAAUGUAGUAUGGAAAAGCUCAAAGGGGAACUAGAUUUCCAAACUCCCAGCCGCCCUGCCAGUCGCAAUUUUUUUGAGUUGCCGUACGGAAUUCUUCUUUGCCCAUCUCCAAUCGGGGGCUAAUUUAUGUGUGAAACCUUGGACCACGAUGCAACGAGGUGAAGGCGAAACCAAAUAAAUAGCCUCUCGCCCAACUGUAACUAUUUCUAACAAAGUUUCGAAAUGAAAACAAGGUACAACAAAAACAACAGCAGAGCUUUCUUAAAGCUUCUUUACUUAACCAGUUAGACUGCUUAAUUGAAUUGCUUGAAACUUGAAAAAUAAAUAAACAAAUCAAAAUUGAAACACGUAUGCAAACAUAUCUUAUAACGGUAAAUGCGUCAGCGACAAUACGUCUAUAUGUUUAGUUUAACUGUUUUCUAUGCCAAGUAAGCAAACAUUAAUGACAAUCGUUUUGUUUAUAAUCAACCAGAGGUUUCCGACUUAUUUCGUGGCCGCCGCGCCACGCAUCUCUUUUAUAAAACCCGUUUUUUUUGUAAAAAAAAACACUGCAAAUCUUGAAGUAAUUGCAGGGCCAACUACGAAUUUCCAUUGAUUUAAUUAGAAAACUAUAAAAAAAUUAAUUAAUUAUAUAUACAUACAAACACUAAGUAGUAGAAUGCCAAGAACCUCAACUAAAUUCGGUUUCUUCUUCAACUACGUAGAGUUGGCAACUACGAAGACAUGACGCAGAGCGCGACUAAGUUACGAAUAUCUUAAGUGUAGUAAAUCUAGUACUUAAAUACGCAACAACUAAGCGCUUACUGGCACAUACACAUCCACACAUCCUCAACACACACAACUACUAGCUCGCACAUUUGCCAAACGCAUUUCGACUUCCCCCCAUCCACCUCACCCUAAUCCCACGCAUUGCCGCUUCGCAGACUUCCCUUGGUCUUACAUUGUUACAGCGUUGAUAUUAAGUAGACUAAGCCACACAUACAUACAUGCAUAUAUGCUCGUAUAUAAGUAAGUGAGCUGUAAGUGCAUACAGGCCAAACGCUUCCAGCUGCUUUCUGGCUCCCUGUGCGGUGCGGUGCGGUGCUUUCCGCCUGCACACACACGCCUAAUUGGUCUAAAGCUACUUACUAAAACAAUGAAAAAUACUAAUUAUUAUGCUAAAUAACGGAUAAUGAAACGGAAAUGCUACAACAGUUCGUAUGUAUGUAUACAAUAAUAUUGAAAUGCAAAAACCCAAAUGACAACAACAAAACUGUGUAAAGCAAAUAUCUAAAUUAAAUAUGUAAGCGAAAAUUUUAACAACAAUAAUAGAGAAACACAAAAAACGAAGCAUUUUAAAAACAUAAUUAAAUAAAUGAAAACAAAACCAAAAAAACAACAACAAAAGCUGUUCAAUAAUUUGCGACCCACAAAUAACAUGUAAACAUGCAAGUCACAAUUUCUCACAAAACAGCAAAACUUACAAAAAUACAUUUAUGACUUUUUUCAGUGGUUACACACGCAAUUAUAACGGAAACUCAAAACAAAGCACGCAAAUUAAAUCGAAAACCCCCAAAUUUCCACAUAAGAAAUGAUAAAACAGUUUUCGAAAUUUUAGUUUACACGAAAAUUAAGAAGCCUCAUUGCUUUACGCGUUACAGGCUCUUCUGUUGCAAUCCAAAUCUAGUCCGAAUCUGUUCGUGUUUGCUGCCUUACCUUCUGUGGUAAAGGUGAAGCGCUCAAGUUCAGAGCAACGGAUCACUUGACUUGACUUGACUUGACUUCGUAGUCACAAAUGGCUUGUUCUUUAAUUUUGCCCGUGUAACGCUAACACCGUUAAUCAGACUUUUGAUUUAGCGCCGAUAAUUCUAAGCAACUUAUUGAAUUAACAGAAACUUUAUCCUGCUCACAUAGUAAACUCUAGUCCGCCAAGUGGAGGGACAGUACCAAUAACGCUUCCAAAUCUUUUUUUUUGUUUCAUGUAUACGAAUUAAAUGAAAUUGCUUAAAAAUAAGAUAAUCGAAGAAACCCAAACACCUACAUAUUCUGCGAUCCGAGAGCUCAGUCGCUGAAAAUCGGAACCGCAAGCCGUUUUUAUGAAAUAGUCAUAGUAAUAAUUUUAGAAAACACCAAAACUCGAAUAGAAAACGAAAAAGAAGAAGUAAUAAAAAAUAACCUCAAAGUUAAAAAAUAAAAUAAGCAUAAAACCAAACAAAAUGCAAAUUAAAUUCAACAAUCAACUAUUAACAACAAAUGCAUAAACAAAUAUGGUUGUAAAAAUUAGACAAAUUAAAUUUGAGAAACAAUAUAAACUAGAAGAGUGAAGCAACAUACAAUAUAUUAUAGAAUAUCAGACAGGACCAGCAAAAUCAACAAGCUAUACUAUGGUUAAAGAACAACAAGUCAAACACUAAGUUAUUGUAUUAGCAGUAGAACAUGCAUACAUACAUACAUAGUUUUAAUUUAGGCUAAGCUAUAAGGUAAUACAUUUCAAUUGCGGUGAAAAGGCACAAUAAAAAUUUAAAACGCAGCAAA